Molecule: messenger RNA, 4287 nt
Organism: Arabidopsis lyrata subsp. lyrata
Lineage: Eukaryota; Viridiplantae; Streptophyta; Magnoliopsida; Brassicales; Brassicaceae
Product: structural maintenance of chromosomes protein 1
Exons: 19
Coding region: 238-3894 (1218 amino acids)
Biological process (GO): sister chromatid cohesion
Cellular component (GO): cohesin complex; chromosome; nucleus
Molecular function (GO): ATP binding; DNA binding; protein binding
Source: RefSeq, a predicted model, not a curated record
GAUAAAAAAUAAACGCACUGUGAGUCUGUGAAUUCUUCUCGGCUUCGACUUCCGGAUUUAGGGGAAGAGAUGAAUUCUGAAAUCCCUUGAGAGAAAAUUUUCUUUCGCCUCUCAAAACAUUUUCAAUUCCCGCCAAUUUUCUUUUCCGAGAAUAUCCCCAACCUUCUACAAACCCUAAUUUAGUUAAUUUUCAUUCUCCACUGCUUUCUCUGAAACCAACUCGAGAUCUCUCCAAUCAUGCCUGCGAUACAAACCCCAUCGGGGAAGAUCUUGCAGCUUGAGAUGGAGAAUUUCAAAUCUUACAAGGGUCACCAAUUGGUUGGUCCUUUCAAGGAUUUCACUGCUAUUAUUGGUCCCAACGGUGCUGGCAAAUCUAACCUAAUGGACGCUAUUAGCUUUGUGCUCGGUGUUCGUACCGGUCAACUUCGUGGUUCUCAGCUUAAGGAUCUUAUCUACGCUUUUGAUGACCGUGACAAGGAACAGAGAGGUCGGAGAGCGUUUGUUCGCCUCGUUUAUCAGAUGGACGAUGGUGUAGAGCUUCAUUUCACUCGUACUAUUACUAGCGCUGGUGGGAGUGAGUACCGUAUCGAUAAUAGGGUUGUGAAUUUGGAUGAGUACAAUGGGAAGCUACGAUCUCUAGGGAUACUUGUUAAGGCUCGUAAUUUCUUGGUGUUUCAGGGUGAUGUUGAAUCUAUUGCCUCGAAGAAUCCAAAAGAACUUACUGGACUCCUCGAAGAGAUUUCUGGGUCCGAGGAGCUUAAGAAAGAGUAUGAAGAACUAGAAGAAAAGAAGGCCAGCGCUGAAGAAAAAGCAGCUCUUAUAUACCAGAAGAAGAAAACUAUAGGGAAUGAGAAGAAGCUGAAGAAAGCACAGAAGGAAGAAGCUGAGAAGCAUCUAAGGCUGCAGGAAGAACUGAAAGCUCUGAAGAGAGAACGCUUCCUAUGGCAAUUAUAUAACAUUGAAAAUGAUAUCGAGAAGGCGACUGAGGAUGUUGAUGCUGAAAAGAGCAAUCGUAAAGAUGUCAUGAGAGAGCUGGAAAAGUUUGAACGUGAGGCAGGUAAGAGAAAGGUAGAACAAGCUAAGUAUCUGAAAGAAAUUGCUCAACGUGAGAAGAAGAUUGCUGAGAAAAGCUCGAAACUUGGAAAAAUUCAACCUGAGCUUCUGAGAUUUAAGGAGGAGAUAGCUCGCAUUAAAGCAAAAAUUGAGAGCAACAGAAAGGACGUGGAUAAGAGGAAAAAAGAAAAAGGGAAGCAUUCCAAAGAAAUUGAACAGAUGCAGGAUAGCAUUAAGGAGCUGAAUAAGAAAAUGGAAUUAUAUAAUGAGAAGAGACAAGAUAGCAGCGGAAAACUCCCAAUGCUUGACAGUCAACUGCAAGAUUAUUUUCGACUAAAAGAAGAAGCUGGAAUGAAAACCAUAAAGCUAAGAGAUGAGCACGAGGUUCUAGAGAGGCAACGGCGUACUGAUCUUGAAGCAUUGAGAAAUCUGGAAGAAAAUUACCAGCAACUAAUAAACAGGAAGAAUGAUCUUGAUGAACAAAUUAAGCGAUUUAAAGACAGGCAAGAAGAGAUUGAAACAUCUUCUUCGAAAUAUAAGAAUGAAACAACUAGUCUUAAAAAGGAGUUACGUGCACUGCAAGAGAAGCACGUAAAUGCCAGGAAUGCCUCUGAGAAGUUGAAGACUAGAAUCGCGGAAUUAGAAGACCAGUUAAGUGAUUUAACGGCUGAAAGGUAUGAAAAUGAGAGAGAUAGUAGGCUAACACAGGCUGUUGAGUCUCUCAAGCGUCUAUUUCAAGGAGUUCAUGGUCGGAUGACUGAUCUUUGUCGGCCAAAUCGGAAGAAGUAUAACCUUGCUGUCACUGUUGCCAUGGGAAGAUUUAUGGAUGCAGUAGUUGUAGAAGAUGAAAACACGGGAAAGGAUUGCAUCAAGUACUUGAAAGAGCAAAGGCUUCCUCCUAUGACAUUUAUUCCUCUUCAGUCAGUACGUGUCAAGCAAGUGUCUGAAAGAUUGAGAAAUUUGGGUGGCACAGCAAAACUGGUGUUCGAUGUUAUCCAGUUCGAUCCUGAAUUGGAGAAGGCGGUCCUCUUUGCUGUUGGAAAUACUCUUGUCUGCGACGAACUUGAAGAAGCCAAGGUUCUUAGCUGGACCGGAGAGAGACAUAAAGUUGUGACUGUUGAUGGUAUAUUACUCACAAAGGCGGGAACAAUGACUGGUGGUACCAGUGGUGGAAUGGAAGCAAAGUCUAAUAAAUGGGAUGAUAAGAAAAUUGAAGGUUUGAAGAAAAAGAAAGAAGAACAUGAACUAGAAUUGGAAAAUAUUGGAUCUAUUCGAGAAAUGCAAAUGAAGGAGUCUGAAAUAUCGGGUAAAAUAAGUGGACUUGAAAAAAAGAUUCAGUAUGCUGAAAUUGAGAAGAAAAGCAUCAAAGACAAACUUCCACAGCUUGAGCAAGAGAAGCGGAAUAUCAUUGAAGAAAUUGAUCGCAUAAAGCCUGAACUCUCUAAGGCAAAAACUGAGGUCGAUAAGAGAAAGACAGAAAUGAAUAAGUUGGAGAAAAGAAUGAAUGAGAUUGUGGACCGUAUCUAUAAGGAUUUUAGCCAGUCUGUUGGGGUUCCAAACAUACGUGUAUAUGAAGAAACUCAGCUGAAGACUGCUGAAAAGGAGGCUGAAGAAAGGCUGGAACUGAGUAAUCAGCUUGCUAAGUUAAAAUACCAGCUGGAAUAUGAGCAAAACCGAGAUGUGGGGUCACGGAUUCGAAAGCUAGAGUCUUCUAUCAGUUCUCUGGAAACUGAUUUGGAAGGUAUACAGAAGACAAUGUCUGAACGUAAGGAGACAGCAGUAAAAAUUACUAAUGAAAUCAACAAUUGGAAGAAGGAAAUGGAAGAGUGCAAAAAAAAGUCGGAGGAGUAUGAGAAGGAAAUCCUGGAUUGGAAAAAACAGGCUUCUCAAGCGACAACAAGCAUAACCAAGCUCAAUCGUCAAAUACAUUCGAAGGAAACACAAAUUGAGCAGCUGAUCUCGCAGAAACAGGAAAUAACUGAGAAGUGUGAGCUCGAACAUAUUACCCUUCCUGUCUUAUCAGAUGCUAUGGAGGAAGAUGACUCAGAUGGGCCACAGUUUGACUUUAGUGAGCUAGAUAGAGCUUAUCUCCAAGAACGGAGACCAUCUGCUCGUGAAAAAGUGGAGGCGGAAUUUAGGCAGAAAAUAGAAUCUAAAACAUCCGAGAUUGAAAGAACGGCUCCAAAUUUGAGAGCGCUUGACCAGUAUGAGGCUAUACAAGAGAAGGAAAAACAAGUUAGCCAGGAGUUUGAAGCGGCCAGGAAAGAGGAGAAGCAAGUAGCGGAUGCCUUUAAUACUGUUAAGCAGAAGAGGUAUGAGCUAUUUAUGGAAGCUUUCAACCACAUUGCUAGCAACAUUGACAAGAUCUAUAAGCAACUAACCAAGAGUAAUACGCACCCACUGGGUGGGACUGCUUAUCUAAACCUAGAAAAUGAAGAUGAUCCGUUUCUACAUGGUAUAAAGUAUACUACAAUGCCCCCAACAAAGCGAUUUCGUGACAUGGAACAGCUCUCUGGAGGAGAGAAAACAGUUGCGGCCUUGGCAUUGCUCUUCUCCAUCCAUAGCUAUAGGCCUUCACCCUUUUUCAUACUUGAUGAAGUGGAUGCUGCGCUUGAUAAUUUAAACGUGGCAAAAGUUGCUAAAUUCAUACGUAGCAAGUCAUGCCAAGCGGCACGUGACAAUCAGGAUACAGAGGAUGGGAAUGGCUUCCAAAGCAUUGUAAUAUCUCUCAAGGACAGCUUCUAUGACAAGGCGGAAGCUCUGGUUGGAGUUUACAGAGACACUGAGAGGAGUUGCUCGAGUACAAUGUCAUUUGACCUUCGGAACUACCAAGAAUCGUGAUUGGUUCGACAACCCUUGGUGAGGUUUAGGGUUUAGAUGAGCUUGCUGGGUUGAUGUCCAGUUUACUCACUCGAUGAUGGAGAUGGAACCUUACUUACCUCUCAACGUUAAAAACAGUGACUUGUUACUUCUCACUUCUUUUGAUCAAAGACCACCCCCUAAGAUUCAGUAGAUUUGUACAAGAUGUUAUUGUUUUGGGAUCAGGGUGACACAAAUAACACUUGUUAUCUUACUUGUCUCACUUAUGUUUCAAAACUUUGUUUAUGUACUAAUGUACGUAUAAUUCUGUUAGCACUUGUUGUUUAGGUAUUCUAUACCAGAUAUCUCUUUUGGUGUUUUUUUAUAAGAAAACAAUUUGUUUCUGGAUGUUAUUUCACCAGGAGAAUUUUGCCA